Bursaphelenchus okinawaensis is the source of this 1954-nucleotide messenger RNA. The record is from the annotation of a GenBank genome assembly. Lineage: Eukaryota; Metazoa; Nematoda; Chromadorea; Rhabditida; Aphelenchoididae.
AUGGCCACCUCAAGCAAUUUGCUCCCAAAAUUGGCCAGAAGGAUUAAUUUAACAAGGGUAAGAUAUUCUAUAAUUUAGUUUUUGGCUUUUAGGUUUGUUUUUGAGGAAAUGAGGUUUAUAGUUCUUCUUUUGGAUGUAUAAUAUAAGAGUACUCUUGUUUCGCCUUUAUUCUGGUUUUAUUUUAUAAAAUUUGUUAUAGGAAAUGUUAGAAAGUAUGUAUUUUAGUAGUUUUGCAUAGUUGUUUUUAAUAUUUGUAUUUUAGAGCGUCCACGUCUUGCGGCACGUAUAUGCUCCACCAGCAGUAGAGGAAGGGCAAUGUCAACGGCCUCCCGACCUUCAGAACUUGCAAAAAUAUGAGCAUUUAAGAAGACCUGUUGAAUAUAAAGUGAGCCCUGUUAAAGUGAUUCUUUUGGAGGAUGUGGAAGGUAAAUCUUUGUGUUUAUUAUUUGCUUUUAGGAUGGAUAACAUGAUAUUAGUUCGGAAAAUGGCUUCAGAAGCUUGAAUUGGUUUUUAGUUGUUUUGAUAUAAGCAUCUUGAGGUAUUUGAAAGACUUUACGGCUUAAAAAUAUCUAGGUUGCAUGAUAUAAACGUUUUUAUUGGGGGUAUACUAUCAAAUUGGUGUUUUAGGUAUCGGCCAUCAAUUUGACGUUGUAGAAUUGAAUCGAAAUGAAGCACAUCAAAGUGUUCUGCUACCAAAGAAAGGAGUAUAUGCAUCGCCGUUUGAUUUGGAGUAUUAUGGCAAGAAACGAGAGGUAUUAUUUUGUCUAAAGUUAUUUUAAAGAAUGUUAUAUAUUUCAUAUAUUUAGUAGUUUAUAGCUUUCAUACUUGUGGUGUAACAAAAAAUGGCGUUGUUUAUGAUUUUCAAUGUACUGCUUCUAAUUUUAAAGGUUUUUAAAAUUGUUACAAAAAACAACGUUAAUAUUUCCCUUUUUAGGUUAUGAAAGAAGAAUUAGCAGCCAGAAUCCGGGUACCAUACGAAUAUCUGGUGCUGGGUAGAAAGCUCCUAAAAGAAUUGGUACCAGUGCACGUUUCAAUGGAGAAUAAAUGGAAGAUUAGCUCGGAAAUAGUCAGUGCAUCGUUGUUUGAAAAGGUAACAUCAUAUUUUUUAAAUUAAAAUUUUUUGAAGAUUUUAGGUAAUCCUACGCUAAUUUUUGAUUUUUUUGUAGAAGUUCAAUCCUAUUAGAUUUGUUUUAGCAAUGAAAAUCUUUUAGGAAAUCAUUGCACCCCCAAAUACGAUUGUUUUGCCAUCAGAAAGCGCGAUAUCUGGUCCGGACUUUGAACAAGAAGCUAAAUUGUUCAGAUUUUACAUUGUGGUAAGUUUGAAAACAGUAAUAUUCAGUAGAAAGAGAUGUUAUUCUAUCUUAUUUUUGUUUUUAAUUUGAUUGUAUUUGCAAGAUAUACAUGAUAUUAGACCACCGAAAAAUACCUGGAGUUUUUUGUUAAGAAUAUAUAGCAAUGCACUCCGGGUAUUUUGCGGUUCUCUAAAAGUGUUAUAUUACAGUUGAUUUUAAAGUUUAAAGGAUUUUAUAUUGGUUUUGUGAUAGCUUUAAACAUUUUUAAGCUGGUUUAUUUAUAUUUUUUCUAAAAAUUUUUAUUUUUUUUAGCUAGGCGAACAAUAUGUCAUACCGAUGAUUGGACGCGUUUCUCAUGUCACAACUGAUGAUACAGCGGCUGUAAGUUGAAAAUACUGGUACUCUUGGUUGUUUUAGAGGAUUUUAAAGUUUUUUUGUUUUUACUACGAAAAUUUAAAAAAAAAUUUUUUUUUAAUUUUGAAAUUUUUUUUUAAAAUUUGAUUUGCCAUUUUUAGUCCCUAUACCCACAAGGCCUGACAUUCCCAUCAAACGAACAGUUGAAAAAGUACGGAUUGAAGCAAGAAACACCAUACUUUCAUCGAAAAGGCAAAUUCACCGCCGAUGACAGCAUUUUGGACAUUUUAAAGCACAGAAACGACUGA